CAUAUGUACAAUAUGAUAAUAACAACAUUGUUACUGAUAAAGCCAACUAUUGCGGCCGUUCGAUCUAUUUCUAUUUACUACUUAUGCGAGUGAAUUCAGUGCCAAAUCGCCAAUGUGCGACGGAGAACGUUUUGUAAUUUCGGUUGAAGCCAGGUGCCCUGUUACAUAUAGAUUUCUACAAUCCGGUGAAUUUUGAGGGAUUUAAAAAUGACGUUUUGGGAAGAUCGACCACAAACGAUUGCCGUUAUACCGGAUGCAUUUAUUUUUCUCACAUCGGGCAUGAACUUGGCUCUUAGCAUGGGCUAUUAUUGUAAUCCAGUUACGUCACACUUUCUAUUCUCAUGGCUCGUUGGCGUAAUCAUUGGUGCGCUCUUUUCUGCAUACCUGGUAAAGGUCUUAAUUAAGCGUUACUUUGUGCUACUCAGCAGCUUCUUAGUUGUAGUGGCUGGCAUUUUGUACACCGCCUGCCCAUAUGAUAACAUGGCACUGCUCGCAGCGCGCUACAUAAACGGCAUCGCCACUGGACUAAUCACUGUGCCUUUCAUUGUGCACUGCAGUGAGAUAAGCGCCACGCGGAAACGCGGCAUCGAACUGGGACUCGAACAACUUUGCAUUACUUUAGGCGUAUUCAUACAAGCCACUUACAUAUCACUGUGGAAUGCAGGGAACACCUUCUCGCCGUUGCGUAUACAUGGCAUCUUCUGUUUGGGUUUCGGUUUGGGCGCUCUUGGUUUGGCCUAUCUCGUCAUCGAAUCGCCGAUAUUUUAUAUACGUCGGGCCAAUGAUGCUCAAGCAAUGAACUCGUUGACAUGCCUGCAAUUGCCCACCGUUUUGUCGGAUGAGAAGAAGUUGUUAUUGGAGGAACAUAAGAAUUAUGUGAUGUUGAAUGAGUAUUUCGGUACUAGCAAUAGUUUCUUGCGUGGCUUAGCACCUUUGCUAAGAAUGACUUUUUAUCGCGCCGCUCUGGCUUUCUCCUUUUCAUUACCCUACAAUAAUCAACUGUAUUUCGUCAUGUAUAUGGGUGUGGGCGGUCAGUGGACAGGGCCCGUUUCUACUGCGCUACGUUUUUUAGGUGCCUGCACUGCCGUAUCCAUGCUGGACAUGAUCGGACGUAAAAUUGUCGGUCUAAUGGGACUGUUGGUAAUGGGUGGUAUCGGUAUUGGUAUUGCCGUAAUAUUUGCAUAUUUCUCUAAUUGGCGGCAAGAGGACCAAAUGAGACUGGCUUGCGUGCUCCUGCUAAUAUUUCAAUAUUUCGCUGGCUUAUAUGCGCCGACGACGUCCGUUUAUCUUGGCGAAGCCUUCCCGAUGCUCAUGAAACCAUUUCUCAUCACAUUCUGCAUCUGCGUGGAAUGCGUGGUGCACAUCAUCGUCAUUUGUACAUUUAAAUUCGAUGUGCAUCCAAUUUUUGUGUUCAAUACUUUUACGUAUGUUUUAAUGUUCUUCUGCUUUCUUCUGUUCCUUAUUACAAUACCCGAGACGAAGUUAACGACUCUAAGUGAGGCGCAGGAAAGAUUCCGCUUAUGGAUCAAUUUAAAAUCUUGGUAGAAUUUAUUAUUAAUUUUACCGUUAGAAUUGCUAUUUAAUUAAUUGGUUUAAAAAAUUCAUUACAUGUAAAAACUUAUUUUAGAUAUUAUAACAAAAUCAUUUUUAUAUACGUAAUACUUAU
This is a messenger RNA of Bactrocera oleae (olive fruit fly), 1666 nucleotides long. RefSeq names its product galactose-proton symporter. Lineage: Eukaryota; Metazoa; Arthropoda; Insecta; Diptera; Tephritidae. Gene Ontology annotation, cellular component: membrane. The record is from RefSeq and is a predicted model, not a curated record. Gene Ontology annotation, molecular function: transmembrane transporter activity. Gene Ontology annotation, biological process: transmembrane transport.